This is a messenger RNA of Rotaria socialis, 1857 nucleotides long. The record is from the annotation of a GenBank genome assembly. NCBI's taxonomy places the organism in Eukaryota, Metazoa, Rotifera, Eurotatoria, Philodinida, Philodinidae.
AUGCCAAUAACUUCAAUGGAGAAUUUAUCGAAUGAAUUGUUUUACGAAAUAUUCGAAUAUCUCGAUGGCUGUACCCUUUAUCAAGCAUUUUCGGAUCUAAGUCAUCGAUUUCAACAGCUUCUCAGCUCUUCAUUGCUUCGACUCAAAAUUCAAGUUCAUCGUACAGAACCAAAUGAGAUAACACUGAAUAACUAUAAUAAAAUAGUACUUCAUAAUAAACAACAAAUAUUUUCCAUUAGUCUAUGGACAUUCAAGAAAACUAAUCCAACGGCUUGGUCGUUUAAUUUUGAUUCAUCAUUUAAUCGUCUUGAAUCUCUUGUAAUCACUUCUAUUGAACCAGAUUUACUUUUAUCAACUCUUCCAAAAUUGGCUCUUUUACCACGUCUUUUCUCAUUGAAAAUCGAUGCGUGGCCUACUUUAGAAAAUCUUAGUAUUUUUUAUCAAUUUAUUUUCACUCUUCCAAAAUUAAAAUACAUCAGAUAUACGGCACUGGGUUCCGACGAUUCUAAUACAACAAUAUCAUUAUCAGCGGCUACUAAAGAACAAAUCACAUCUAUUGAAUAUUUUAUUAUUGAUCAUUUUUGUACUUACGAUCAACUUUCGAAUUUACUAUCAUACACACCAAAUCUUCGUUAUUUGAAAUAUUUGAAUCUAUAUGGAAAUAAUUCAGAUGUUCAAUCCAUUAAACCGGCUACAUUUCCAUAUGUAACACAUCUUUCAAUAAAUAACUAUGAAAUGAUGUUUGAUGAAUUCGAGAUAUUCAUUAAGAAAUUCCAUUGUUCACAAUUGAAAAUUUUAUCUUUCACUACUAUCGUUGACGAUUUGUCUUAUCUUAAUUCUGAUCGAUGGGAACAAUUUAUUUUGCAAAUUUUAACACAACUGGAAGAAUUUUAUUUCAAAUUUCAAGCAAGUCUUGAUAGUGAAUAUCAAACUCCACCAUACAGCGGAGCACAAAAUCCGUUCAUGUCUCAAUUUUGGAUUCAAAGACAAUGGAUUCUAGAUACUGAAAUCGAAGUUGACAAUAUAAUAUAUUCAAUCCGUCCAUACAAAAAGCGAUGGUAUGAACAUAAUGUACAAGGUAACACGAUGAAUUCGUUCGAUGAAUGGUCGAAAUCCAUGCGACUUGUUUUGUCGGAUGCGUAUCAAGAACAGUGGUGCAAAUCAUUAACCGUAAAAGAUUACAUUCAUCACGUGUUAACUGUAACACAGAUUUAUCAUUUGAACGUUACUUGUCAAAUUAGUAUUGAUAACUUAAGCAAUGUUUUACAAAUGUUACCUAAACUUGAUUCAUUAGAAAUAUACCGUUUUGUAUAUGCAGGUUCAGACGAUCCGCCCUUAGAAGACAUUCAAAGUCUUUUUGAUUUAGUCGCAAAAAAUCGAAUUACAAAACUUUAUCUUAAGACUAUCUUCUUGGCAGAAGAAAUUUAUUUAUUCAUGGAAAUUUUCCAGUGUAUUAAUCAACUCAAAGUUAAACUUAUGCAAUCUGUUGAUAUGGAAUCAUUCGUGCGAGAUAUUUUAUUGCAUUUAAUGAUGAAACCUAUUAGUCGACUUCAAUUUUUAUGUUUUUGUUUAGAAAUGAAACUUGACAAUAUUGACGUUCUUGAUUCUUUAUUUGGUAUCAGCAAUCAACGACUUGAUAUUGUAGCACAACAACAAAUCUUCAGUAACAUACUCAAGUUUGUUUCCAUGUCACAAUCAACUGAUGAGAUUUGUUCAAUUUCUGACUCAGUGCUAAAUCAAUUUUGUAUUGAUAUAUUACCAAGAAUUCAACAAAAUGUCAAAUCACUCAGUGUUGAAUCUGCUUCCAUCGAAUGCAUUCUUAGUGUUGGCAUCUAUCCUAACCUCACUGAACUUUAA